This is a messenger RNA of Chaetomium globosum CBS 148.51, 2700 nucleotides long. RefSeq lists its product as uncharacterized. The record is from RefSeq and is a predicted model, not a curated record. NCBI's taxonomy places the organism in Eukaryota, Fungi, Ascomycota, Sordariomycetes, Sordariales, Chaetomiaceae. Gene Ontology annotation, biological process: positive regulation of kinase activity; phosphatidylinositol biosynthetic process. The transcript has 8 exons. Bases 1 to 2700 code for a protein of 899 amino acids. Gene Ontology annotation, cellular component: PAS complex; fungal-type vacuole membrane; endosome membrane.
AUGACCGCCGUCGUCCCUAAAGGGAAUGGCCGAGAUUGCAGUUCCCCGGACCUCGAUUCGUAUUCGCCGUGGGUUUCCCAGUCACACGGCAGAGAUAUGCAUCGGUUGAAAAUCAUCGGCCGUUGCAACGCACGUGGGCAGAUGUCGAUGCGGGGGUUUAGGCCUUACUGUUGUUGUUGGAGUGCUUCCUUUCGAUGGAGCUUGAUGACGGCACGGCGGAGGCUAGAGCGGCUCAUACGCGACCUUGUCGCCCAAAAGGACUAUUCCAGGGUCGAGGCGGUUCUCGACCAGCUCUGCAACGACUUCGCCUAUGCCGUCCACCAGCCUCAUGCACGGAACGGAGGACUGAUAGGACUGGCUGCCGCUGCCAUUGCUCUCGGCUCGGAGCUCGCUAGGUAUCUUGAAGUUAUUGUACCCCCGGUGCUCGCCUGCAUCACGGAUCAGGAUGCCCGUGUUCGGUACUACGCCUGUGAGGCGAUGUACAACAUUGCCAAAGUGGCAAAGGGCGAGAUUUUGAUUUACUUCAACCACAUUUUCGACGCCCUCUGCAAGCUGGGCGCCGACUCGGAGCUAUCUGUCAAGAAUGGGGCCGAGUUGCUCGACCGUCUUAUCAAGGACAUCGUUUCAGAAUCUGCCGCCACGUUUGUCUCUUCCUUGGAGCAGCCACCCCCUUAUCAAGAAGACGAUAAAGAUGCACCUGACGAUUCAGUCGAGCUCCCGAGAGCAUUCUCCUUGAAACGCUUCAUCCCUCUUCUCAGGGAUCGCAUCUACGCCCUCAACCCCUUCACGAGGACAUUUCUAGUUGGCUGGAUCAUCCUCCUCGACUCUAUCCCGGACCUGGAGCUCGUCACUUACCUCCCAGAUUUUCUUGGCGGCCUGCUACGCUUUUUGAGCGACUCGAACCGAGACGUUCAUGUCGCGACUCAGGGUUGUUUGGACAAGUUCCUCAACGAGAUCAAGCGCAUUGCCCGAAUCAAGAAAGGCAUCGCUGAGAGUAAGAGGUCAAAGGAGGGGAAGCGGAAGCGGGUUGAUUCGGUAGAGAGCGGCAGCGUACGGCCACAGCUCGAAGAGGGAGAUGAGCUGGAUUCCGAGACGGCUGCCGACGAUGACGAUAUCGACAGUGAAGACGACUGGGUCCCCGGCCAGGAUGUCCAGAUCAACUACAAGGCCAUUUUGGAGAUAUUGACGGCCACCCUUGAUUCACCAUUGGAGGAAGAUGGCUUAUUGGAGUCAUUACGUUGGAUCGUGGAAUUUCUUGAUAUAUGUCCCGAGGAAGUGCUUCCCUCCACACCAAAAAUACUAGCCCACCUUCUACCCGCCAUGGCGAGCGGCGUUGAACCAAUCCGUCAGGCCGCAGGGAGGGUGAACACGUCGCUCCUGAAUUAUGUCGUAUCUUUAUCCGACGAGGCGGAGGUGGCGAUGCCCCUGCUAUCACGGAUACCCGGUCCUCCACCGCCAGUGGGCGAACGGCAGGACGGGACCACGAGUGCUCGCGCUUCACUCUCCGGCUCUAGGGAUAUUGAAGUUCGGAGUCCCACGCCAGCUCAGGUGAAGGCCUCGCCGCGGACUCCAACCCCAAGCCUUCCUGUGCCUCAGCCACAGCCGGACCUCGAUUACGCUGCCGCGGUCAACUCGCUAACUCUUUUAUUCCUCAAUGAUCACGAGGCCACUCGGGUUGCCGCAUUGACGUGGCUAAUUAUGCUUCAUCGCAAGGCGCCGAGGAAAGUUCUCGCGUUUAAUGACGGGACAUUCCCGGCGCUACUCAAGACUCUCUCAGACCCCGCCGAGGCAGUCGUUACAAAAGACCUGCAGUUGCUGUCGCAGAUUUCGAGAAAUAGCGAAGAUGACUACUUCACAAAUUUCAUGGUCAGCCUCCUCCAACUAUUCUCGACAGACCGGAAGCUCCUCGAGACGCGCGGGAACCUUAUUAUCCGCCAGCUCUGUACGAGCCUCAGCGCAGAACGCAUCUACCGGACGCUAGCCGACUGCAUCGAGAAGGAGGAAGAUGUCGAGUUUGCCAGCAUUAUGGUUCAGAAUCUCAACAACAACCUAAUCACUGCACCGGAACUCGCCGAGUUGAGGAAACGUCUGCGUAACCUCGAGACCAAGAUCGACAAGCUUGUGCAGCUCCUUGAGUCGCCUGUUUUCACAUAUCUGCGACUCCAACUACUCGAGCCCGAGCGAUACCCGCACUUAUACAAGUGUCUAUACGGCCUCUUGAUGCUCCUGCCGCAAUCAUCGGCCUUUGCCGCUCUCAAGAACCGGCUCAACAGCGUGAGCUCAAUUGGGUAUCUACACAUCGCCCCUCGACCAAACGCAACAACACCCAACGCCCCCACCUUCGACCGUCCCAACCGCCUCAAGGGCCGAGAAGAAGGAAUCAUCCGUUGGGGCGAACUCCUCGAGAAGUUCCGCGCUGUGCAGGAGCGCGCUCGCAGACUGCAUCACAUGGGUGGCGGAGGAGAUUUGGAUGACCCCUCCGGCGGAGACUUGCGGAUCAGGGAUGGCAUGACGGACCAAAGGGGUCAGGGGGGCGAUGUCGGUGGCGGUGGACCGGGACGGGGGACGAGGAAUUCGGUGCCUGCUGUCAAGGAAACGCAGCCUGCGAAACCCGAGCCAACACCGAAGCCCAGGUCGGGGCUGGGGAGGCAGUUUGGACGACUGGGAGGGGCUGUGUCUGGGCGAGGCAAGCGCGCCUAG